CGCCGCCCGCCCGCCUUCCCCGCCCCCGGCGGGGGACGCCGCGCGGCCGAGGGAUGCGAGGGCCCGUCGUCUCCCACCUCCUGCUCGGCGUGCUGCUCAGACUGGUGUCAGGGAAAGGAGAAGCAAAAUCUGCCUCACGGAGCCCCCCGCAACCAAUGUCUCCCUCUGAUUUCCUGGACAAGCUCAUGGGCCGGACGUCGGGGUACGAUGCCCGCAUCAGACCCAAUUUCAAAGGCCCGCCCGUCAACGUGACAUGCAACAUCUUCAUCAACAGUUUUGGUUCGGUCACCGAAACAACCAUGGACUACCGCGUCAACGUCUUCCUGAGGCAGCAGUGGAAUGACCCCCGCCUGGCCUACCGGGAAUACCCCGACGACUCCCUGGACCUCGACCCCUCCAUGCUGGACUCCAUCUGGAAGCCGGAUUUGUUCUUUGCCAACGAGAAGGGCGCCAACUUCCACGAGGUCACCACCGACAACAAGCUCUUGCGCAUCUUCAAGAAUGGCAAUGUGCUCUACAGCAUCAGGCUGACACUAAUCCUCUCCUGUCCCAUGGACCUCAAGAACUUCCCGAUGGACAUCCAGACCUGUACGAUGCAACUGGAGAGCUUUGGCUACACCAUGAAUGACCUGAUCUUUGAGUGGGUGAAGGAGCAGGAAGCCGUGCAGGUGGCCGAAGGCUUGACACUCCCUCAGUUCAUUUUGCGGGAUGAGAAGGACCUGGGCUAUUGCACAAAGUCCUACAACACAGGGAAGUUCACCUGCAUCGAGGUGAACUUCCACCUGGAGAGGCAGAUGGGCUACUACCUGAUCCAGAUGUACAUCCCCAGCCUCCUCAUCGUCAUCCUCUCCUGGGUCUCCUUUUGGAUCAACAUGGAUGCUGCCCCAGCACGGGUGGGCCUUGGCAUCACCACGGUGCUAACCAUGACCACGCAGAGCGCGGGAUCCCGGGCGUCUCUGCCAAAGGUCUCCUACGUCAAAGCCAUUGACAUCUGGAUGGCUGUCUGCCUCCUCUUCGUCUUCGCCGCCUUGCUGGAGUAUGCCGCCGUCAACUUCGUCUCCCGCCAGCACAAGGAGUUCAUGCGCUUGCGCCGAAGGCAGCGGCGGCAGCAGAUGGGUCUGAACAGCCAGACGCCCAGCUUGGAGUCCCUACGGCAGCUGGAGGUCACGCCCAGCAGCGAGUCCACCUGCGAGACCCUCUCUCAAUUCGGCAGCACCGACUCCAGGGAGGAAGAGGUUGUCCGUGAGAGCCGCUUCUACUUCCGGGGCUACGGCCUGGGCCACUGUCUGCAGCACAUGAAGGACGGUGGGGCAAUGGAAAGUCUUGACAUCUACAGGCCACCCCCUCCCACCUCGCUCCUGAGGGAGGACGAGAUGCUCCGGAGGCGCUACCUGGACAGGGCCAAGCGCAUCGACACCAUCUCUCGGGCGGUCUUCCCCUUCACCUUCCUGGUCUUCAACAUCUUCUACUGGGUGGUCUACAAAGUGCUUCGCUCAGAGGACGUCCACCAAGCCACACCCUGAGCUCUUACCAGGACUCGGAAGCCAAGCCACAAGGACCUUGGGAGCUGCAUUCUGUCUGGCGUUCACCUUGCAAAGCAUUGGGAUGUUGAUCUCUCUCUCCCCACACACCCUUCGUGUUUCCUGGACACAAGUUUCCCAGUGCUGGCCAAGGAAGUUGGCGAGCUGUGCAUGGCAUGAUGAGGUCCAAAGCAGGGCUUGCUCCCACUUCUUCCUCCAGUACCUCCACCACCGGAGCAUGGCAUUUAAGGGUGGGGCGUGUUUCUCAAAGUUCUGGUGUUCCUGCCCCAGGGAUUUUAAGGUUCCACCAGCCUGCUGGAGGCACCAGCGUUUCUACUCUAGACCUGUGUUGCUGUUCCUUCGCCCCAACAAGGAGGUGGGAGAGUCAGUGGGACCCAGUUUUCCAGCUCUGUAGCACCGCCACCCUUGCCAUCUAACCCACAAUCCCACCAAUACUUAGCCAGCAUGGUCCAACAGAGGAUCUUCUUCGAGGAGCGCAUUUCCCAGUCACACAGCAUGGUCCUUACAUCAUCUGGGCUCCUGCCCUGCAUUAGUAGCAUGGAUAUGUCUUGUAAGCAACGUCACUUCCUGCGAUCUCCCCAGCACCAACACUACCCAUAGAUCUGGAAGAGCAACCAAACCGGCCGUGGUGCAGGGGGUCUGGGUUGGGGGACUGGGACAUGGUACAGAUAUGAAGGUCCUUAAUGACAAGGCAGGUGUGGCCAGUUCUUGAUGGUCUAGAUCCUGCCCAGAAAUGGAGACAAAAGGAAGGCACAAGUAAUGCAACUCUAUCUCGCUGUGUGUGUGUUUAUACUUUUUAGAAAUGUUCAACUGCUGCUUGGAUGGACUAUGAGAGAAAUGUUUUGGUGUCCUCCUUCAACGCAGUUCAGUUCUUCUUUUUUUGAGGGGGGGGGUAACAUAGUUUUUAUUCCUUUUCAUCUUUAAGCUGUUUAUCAUGGUUGCAUUGAGAUAUAUCUUUGUUUACAUUAGAGCAUAUGACAUGCAACAAUUACGUAAAAUUAAAAUUAAAACAACAAUAAACACACAGGCAAACGUUUCUGACAAAGUCGUGUCAAAGUGUAUAUACCAAAAGUACGACAAUUACUACAGAUAUGAAAUGGUGCAAAGUAACGGGGACAAUAAGAGGUAUUUUGUAUCAAUAACAAUUAGAAUUUAUAGGAAUUUAUAGGAAAGGGGUAGCAGAAAAAUCAAAAUAUGUACUUCAUGCACGCUAGACUGUGCUGUAAACUUUGGGUACAGUUCUUCCAUAUGCCUCUUUAUUUGUGUAAUCAAUAAAGUCACAUCAGAUUGCAUAAAAAUC
This is a messenger RNA of Lacerta agilis (Sand lizard), 2841 nucleotides long. Its product is annotated as glycine receptor subunit alpha-4. Gene Ontology annotation, molecular function: transmembrane signaling receptor activity; transmitter-gated monoatomic ion channel activity; chloride channel activity. The transcript has 10 exons. The coding region runs from base 54 to 1523 and encodes 489 amino acids. Lineage: Eukaryota; Metazoa; Chordata; Lepidosauria; Squamata; Lacertidae. Gene Ontology annotation, biological process: chemical synaptic transmission; nervous system process; regulation of membrane potential. The record is from RefSeq and is a predicted model, not a curated record. Gene Ontology annotation, cellular component: plasma membrane; neuron projection; synapse.